This is a messenger RNA of Astrephomene gubernaculifera, 4290 nucleotides long. NCBI's taxonomy places the organism in Eukaryota, Viridiplantae, Chlorophyta, Chlorophyceae, Chlamydomonadales, Astrephomenaceae. The record is from the annotation of a GenBank genome assembly.
AAAGACAAUCAUUACACGCAAGUCGUAGAUUGCCAAUGCCCUAUACUUCUGAAGGCGCGUCAAGUCGUCACCUCGUGUCAGCUAGCUUUCGCCUUGCCAGGCUCUGAGCCUCGCUGGCCCCCCAAUACGCUUAUCUCUUGUGGACUCUAAUAUGAUUGCGACUAAUGUGUGCUGUAUACAUACCUCUUGAGCACCUGUCCUUCGGAAAGAACGACGAGCAUGCGGUGUAUAGUCUUACGUCUUACGUACCUCGCAUUAUGGACACUUCUGGCUAGUUGCUAUGCGAAGCAAAGGGAUACGUCCAUCCGUUUUCUCCAAGAAACAGCACCUAGCCCUUGCGCGACGGAGUUAUGGGUAGCCAUGCAGGGACGCUUGGGCAACGCAUCUUCGCAGAACGACUGGGGCCCUAUCUUGGAUGACAUCCUUCAAGGUCCAGCUUGCAGGGACAUCGCUGCGAACAACACCAUCGUCAUCAGUUGGCUCCGUUACCCAGCUUGGUUCAACGGUCUGACAUGGAGGUGGAUCUCAGACAUGCGGGAAGACCCAGCCACGGCUCUUGUCCUCGAAAACACCGUUUUCGACCAGCCGGACGGUCUGCCCCAGCUGGGGGCCUUCACUAGCGGCAUCAGCAUGCGGGAUUACAUGGUGGUGCAAGACGGAGCCUACUCUGUCACCACACACGAUCUUUCUGGAGUGGCAGAAGCCACCACAUGGAACUACAUGAAGAGCAACAGUGCCAUGUUCAGCUCACCCGAGAACGUGUGUGUGAACAGCUCGAACCCCAGGGGUCUACUGCAUCCCAGGUCCUUCCUCCUCAUGUUCUAUCGGGCGGAUGCCCUAGCCCAGCUGCAGGCAUCCGGAUACAUCACGUCGAGCACCCCUCCGAGCGAUUGGGAAGGGCUCCUGCGCCUGCUAGCGGUGCAUCAAGCUGCGGUGAGCGCAUCUCCAGCUAGUAAAGCCACCAUCCCCAGCAGCAGCAGCAGUAGCUCCAGUGCUACCACCAACAACUCGACAGGUGUUGGGACGCUUCCAUCGUACGGGCUCUGCAUCACCACGCAUCCCGACUGCGGACGGUUAGGUGACGUACUUGCAGCCGUGGCAGCUAGCAUCGUACAAACGCAGGGUACGACACAGGGAGUAUACUGGGAUUUGUCCCAUGCACCGCCUUCAGCAAUGCCUCUUGUGAAUUCAAGUGGCUGGCAGUACGCAGCUAGCAUUAUCAGGCGAUUGCUGCCGUACAACGCACCAGAUGCGUACGACAGCGUCAAUGCCAGUACUUCUGCAACCAAGAGCGAUGCCAAUCGGGAGUGCACCGAUGUAAGCAAGCACUUUCUUGCUGCGGAUUGCAUGAUCACGCUCGAGUGGGACGCUGUGUUUUCUUCGAUAGCGAGCCUCAUGAGGCGCCCGGGUGUGGAGCUUGGCGUGGCACCGCUGCCUGGAAGUCGGAUCGUCAUGGACCGAAGAUCUGGCAGCACAACGAAUGGCAAUCUAAUAACGUGCACAUGGGAACUAUGCGCUGCGGGCGCCAACCACGACCUCCUAUACCUUGGUUCGGCUGAUGUUAGCAGCAGUGUCGAUGCGGGCAGAGAGGUCAGCGCAAUCGCGCAGGGCAUGAAUCCAGUAGCGCCGGUGGAAUUGGUUACCGUUAACGGUCAACCGAGUUACAGCUGCGACGUACAGGCUGUUAUGCAGUUGGAGGCUGCCGCGGCUGCCGAAGUUCUGACCAGCCAAGCGGCACAGCAGCAGCGAACCGCAGCUCCCGUCAACCGGGCACCAUACUCGGUCAUCCUGCAGAGUGUAGCACGAUACAGCACGCAAUCACCCAUAGACGGUGUGCCAGACGCCUCCAAGGUCCUGCAGGCCGUCAGCGCAGCCCUGGGCGCACGAGUGGUGGAACAGUACCAUCUUAAAAGCGGUGCAGCAACUGCUGCACGCCAGCGGCUGGGCUACCCUACUGCACCCGCUGCUGCCGCCUCCGCCGACGCCGCUGCUGCCUCCUCCGCCUCCUCCUCCAGCGGCACCCCGAUUGGCGACCCGCUACUGUUCGUGCGCACUCGGUGGUGGGUGGCGCUGUCGGAGCCGUUCAAUGUGAGCGCGUUCACCGCUGCUAACAUCAGCGAGAACUCGGCGCAGGCUUACAUGCGAGCCGUGUGGCAUGCGCUGCACUCGCCCAACGCUGCCACCGACGCUCCCUCACCCAGCUACGUGAACUUUGCCAAGUGGGGCCUGGGACACACCGCGCUACUGCUCGAGCCGCCGAAUGCUCUGCCAGCAUCCAAUGCAACAGGAGUAUUGGAGGGGACCUUCCUAAUGAUUAACGAAGCUUUCGGGUCUGCCCUUGUGCGGGAUUACUAUGCUACUGCCAUCAACAAUGUGUGGACCUCCCAAGCAGCACAAACCAAGAAAGCCAGCGGCUUCAGCACCCAGGACCUAGCCGCGCUGCUGGUCUGCCUGCUUGUGGCGGCGGCUGCGCUGCUGGUGGCGUUGCUGCUGCUGGUGCUGCGCAUGCGGAGGCACCACCGGGACCUGCUGGGGCGGGUGCGCGCGCCGCGGGCAGGGCCGGACACCACCCUGCUAAUCAGCGACGUCCAGAACAGCACUCGUCUGUGGGAGGAGCUGCCGGUAACUGCCAUGGACAGCGCCCUCAAGAUCCACCACGCCACCUUUCGCCGCGUGAUGGCCGAGCACGAUGGCUAUGAGUCCGCGACAGAGGGCGACUCCUUCCUAAUUGCCUUUCCGAACCCUGCAAGCGCCGUGGCCUUCUCCGCCGCCUGCCAGCUGGCCCUCCUGCAGCAGGACUGGCCGGCCGAGCUGCUGUCCCACCCGGACGGCGCAGUGGUGGUUGUUGACCCACGGGACAGCGCAGCGCAGGUGGUGGGCGCGGCGGCACGGCCGCAACGCGCCGCCGGGGUGGUCGAUCCGCGCUUUUGCCUGGCCAGCUUCAUCCGCAUCCGCAUCCUCGGGGUGUUGCUAGGCAGGGAGGUCUGCAGCCGGGGCCCCUUGGAUAAGGCGGCAGCAGUAGCCACCAACCCCGCGGCGGCAGCUCCGCAUUCUGAGCGAGCCAGCCGCGCUUCCCACCACUCAGAGGACAACAACCCCAACUACAUGCAAGACAGCCAUGAUUUUCGCAACAGCAGCAACUUAACCACCAGCCAGCGAGACAUGACUGCCUCCACGGUUGCCAUUGACGUGGGCGCGCACGCCGACAGCACCAGCACGCAGGCACAGGACCCCGUGACCUGGUCAGCCUCUGGGGACAAUGACCGGAACAGCCCGCACAGCGGGACAGGCGGUGCUGCAGGGCAGGGCGGGGGGACCGGUAUCUGGUGGCCGGGUGCUAGCGGCACCUGGCGUAAGAUUCUGUCGGCUGCGUUUCCAGUGGAGGCGGCGGCUGUGACAGCAGCCUCGCCACCGCUAUUGCGGCCUUGCAAGGCGACUGUGGACAAGAGAGUGAUCGCAUAUCGCGGCCUUUGUGUGCGAAUGGGCAUCCACACGGGCCUCGACGACCAACGCUACAUGGUGUUCAACAGGGUCGGCUCCUCCUACAAGUACUAUGGCCCCUUUGCGGAGACCGCCAAGCUCGUCAGCGACACGGCUCCCGGUGGGCUGGUCACCCUCUCCCUCCGCGCCUUCGCCCGCUUGCGCCACGGCGAGGCCGCACACGGCGCCCGCAACCGCCCCAGCAGCAGCGUAGUUGUGAUCUACGCGGGGCAUCACGUGUUGAUUGACGAGCGGGCAGCCGCCUCGGCCAUACCCUCACCCGCGCCGUCCCUCCCGCAACCAGGGACGGCGGCAGCCGUGGCGUCACCGUUCUCCGCCGCCGCUGCUGCUGCUGCCGCUGCCGCUGCAGCAGUAGCAGCCGCUGCGUCCUCCUCUUCAGCCACAGCCACGCCGACCACCUCCUCGACGCUCACGGCAGCACUAGCCGGCAAGGAGGUACGGCUAGAAAUGCCUUCCCUGGCGCCGCCCAAGCUGCAGCCACAGCAGCAGCCUACGGACAAGGCCCAGAGCCAGCAGGCACAGGCUAUGACGCUGGCACGGAGUUUAACCCGUGCGGGUUCGACACAGCCCCCGGGUUCCGCCGCCGCUCCUCCAUGCGGCUGCCCGGGUCCCGGAGAGGAGGUGGCGUUGUUUGUGGCGCUGCCGACGGCGCUGCUAUGUCGUCUGGCGCUGUCUGCACCGCUGCGCAGUGUGCGGGAGACGCAGCUGGGCAGCUUGACCGCACCUACCGGCACCGUGGCGAUUGCCUUCAUGAAGGUGGUGGGUGCCUCCACCCUGCUGGCCGACCUG